This is a messenger RNA of Plenodomus lingam JN3, 762 nucleotides long. RefSeq lists its product as uncharacterized. Gene Ontology annotation, cellular component: Golgi to plasma membrane transport vesicle; cell tip. NCBI's taxonomy places the organism in Eukaryota, Fungi, Ascomycota, Dothideomycetes, Pleosporales, Leptosphaeriaceae. Gene Ontology annotation, molecular function: guanyl-nucleotide exchange factor activity. The record is from RefSeq and is a predicted model, not a curated record. Gene Ontology annotation, biological process: exocytosis.
AUGACAGCAGCAGUGGAGCUGCCGCCCCCUGCCCCGUCGAUAGAGACGAGCAGCCUGAGCUGUCCUGCAUGCGGGACAGCAGCCAUGGAGCUGGACAGAGCGAGCCUCGACAGCGCGCGACAGCGGAUAAAUCAGCUCGAAGAGCAGGCCGAGAUGCUCAAGGCAAAACUCGCCGCUGCAGUGGAUAAAUGCACCGACUACGAAGACCAACUCCAGCGCCUCCAAACCUCCUCCCAACUGCCGGUCCAGCCCCUGCGCUCUCAGACUCUCGACUCGUACCAAACAGUCCGUCUCCCGUCCGAGGAAGCAGCGCGACCCAGCACCGCAAGCUCGGCCAAAGCCGCCAGCCGCUUCUCCUUUUUCGCCGGCGUAGGCCGUCGCGCGAGUCCUGCCAAUGUUGCCUCUCUGCCUCCUCCACCCGCUUUGCCCUCCACCACAAGCACAACACCGCCCGACCUAACCCUCCUUAACGAACUCGAGCGCGAACGCAGCCUCCGCGCCAAAGCAGAGGAGCGCGCACAAAAGAUCGACAUUGAGAUUGAAGAACUGAGUGUACAGUUGUUCAGUCAGGCGAACGAGAUGGUGGCUGAAGAGCGCCGUGCACGCGCAAAGCUCGAGGAGAGGGUGGAGACGCUGGAACGGAGGGAUAGAGAGAAGAUGGCGCGCUUGGACAGGCUGGAGAAGGCCGUGGAGAGGGUGGAGAGGGUGAAGAAAAUAUUGGGCUCCGAGGGUGCCAUGUUCAUACCUGCGGCGAGGACCUAG